Molecule: messenger RNA, 1227 nt
Organism: Macrobrachium nipponense
Lineage: Eukaryota; Metazoa; Arthropoda; Malacostraca; Decapoda; Palaemonidae
Product: carbohydrate sulfotransferase 11-like
Exons: 5
Coding region: 1-1035 (344 amino acids)
Biological process (GO): carbohydrate biosynthetic process
Cellular component (GO): membrane
Molecular function (GO): sulfotransferase activity
Source: RefSeq, a predicted model, not a curated record
AUGACUGCUCAUCUUUCAGAAACAAGGAGAGACAUGUGCGUGCUGCUGAUUGUUGCAGGUGCCGUCCAGACUGCCGGAAGUCCUAGAGAAGAGACGGAGGGUGCCCAGGAGGCGUGCGAGAGGCUGCGAGACGAACUCCCUCUGAGAUGGAAAAGGAAGGACCGAGGACCGUCCUCCGGAAUCCUGUCGAAAUUAAGAUGGGACCCUAAACGGCACCUUGUGUACUGCCACUUACCGAAGGUGGCGUCAACCACGUGGGCGUGGCACCUCCUAAGAAGCGCCGGUUUGAAGGAUGAAGAAAUUGCUGCUCAUCCGAACGUCCAUAUUCUCCUACGGGAGCGCCUGCCCCCUCCUUCUGUGGAGGACCACGACAACGAGUUCCUGAAGGAUUCCCUGGCGUUUGUAGUUUCAAGACAUCCUUACCACAGGCUUGUAUCAGCAUAUAAGAAUAAGAUCAUAGAGGCGGAGAAGAGGCGCCAGCACUAUGUAGACCUAAGAACGCUCAUUCUGGAGCGUUACCACCGUCAGAAGGAUCUCACCAACAGCACCAUGCCCACUUUCAGAGACUUCUGCGAGUACAUAGCCGACACCACAGAAGACUGGCUGAGCGAUCUCAACCACAAGGAGCCCCCUGAUCCACACUGGAUGCCUAUGACUUAUAUGUGUUCACCAUGCAACCUCCAUUACGAUAUUUACAGUAAAAUGGAGACCAUGGAAGAAGACGCCCGUUUCAUAUCAGCUCAGUGCGGCCUAGAGGACGUGAUCAGACCAGGAGCCAUGUUUAAUCCAUCGAGCAACGCGCAGCAAGAAGAAAAAGACCGAUCAAACAACAGUGAUGACAUUCUCGGAGCCAGGAAAGUUGAUUCUAGUCUCACUCUCGGUAACGCCGAGGAGGAGAAUAAAACUGGCGAGAGUGAAGAGAACGCGUACGCUAAAUAUCUCGAUGAAUUAUCGAAAGAAGAAGUAGGCAGGUUGUAUAAUAUUUACAAAUUUGAUUUUGAAAUCUUUGGUUAUAGCGAUGAUAGUUACAAGUGAAGCUCCACGAUACGAUAGAGGGUCAAAACAAAGCCUCACUCUCGAUCCCAAGUGAAUUUAGUCAUACAUCCCGGAAAGAUGUAAGGAAUUAUUCUGUGAAUAUGUGGUAUACAUAUUCUGAGCCCUUCUUACCCCUUCAGAGAUUCUUAGAAGCAGGGGGAAUAUUAUUGCGACGCUUCUCACUAUAUAUAU